AACCACAUGAAACCGACCGGAAUUCACCGGAAAAAGGCGCGAAAUUUCCGGUCGGAAUACUGCUUCCAUGUUCCAGUGAUUUCCGGUGCUUUCCUGUGGGAUCUGGUGUUUUUUCCGCGGCUUUCCUGCAGGAUCCCAAGGGAUCCGGACGCCGUAACAAUAUUGCCGGUAAGAAUGAGAAUAAAUGUUGCGAGCAAAGUUAUUGA
This is a messenger RNA of Adineta ricciae, 206 nucleotides long. The record is from the annotation of a GenBank genome assembly. Lineage: Eukaryota; Metazoa; Rotifera; Eurotatoria; Adinetida; Adinetidae.